UUAGCGACUUUGAGGCUAGUCAAUGCUAUGCUAGGUUGCUGGGAGGUUCUGAUAAGCUUUUCUCCUGAUUUAGGCAGCUAUUUUUUAUAUUUAAUAAUUUACCGUCAAUAAUCAUUUAACUUAGCAUAGUUAUGUAGUUAAUUAAAUAAAUAGUGAUUUAGACAUUAAUAUCUAGCUAACGUUAGCGUACACAGCUAACUCGUGAAAUCGACGUGGUGUAUACACACAGUCGAUAAAUACCAAAUUAUGUGGUCAAAUAUCGGAAGAAUUGCACGUAAGUUGACCCACAGUGCGUAUUUAUAUAUUUUUAAUCUUUAAUGUUUGUGUUUAUCUUUUAGCAAACUAGAACUAUUGUUUUUUUCUGGUGUGUCCAAAAUUAGUUGGACUGUUGACAAUAAAGCGCAGGUGUGGUUGUGGUAGUGAUGGUGGUGAUGAACAACGCCUUUUGUUUAACUACAUGUCGUUUUUAAACGUCUUAAACGACGUGCGUUAAAGCAUUUAGGUCAGAAAGGGAAGCACUACGUGAUGCUUAUGUAACUUACACAUCAUAUGGAAACCAAUAUGGUUUAUUGAGUUUAGGAUUCCUUUCACAUUAGCUUAAGCAGAUAAAAUUCCAAUCUAACUUAGAUUAUUUUGGACAACUCAAAAAACGAAAAAGCCAUGACCGCUGUCGUAGGACAAGUUUGGUCAUGGAUCAACCCGCUCAACCUGUACCGGCCCUGGGCUAAGAAACCCCCAAGCCAGAAAAUUCCUCGUGCUGAAGCUCAGGAGAAAAGCAGCUGGAGGUUGGGAGGGGUGACGUCCUGGGUUUGGGCCGGAUGGAGAAACCAAAAAACUCCAACCGAGGAAUUCUGGGAAGCUCAAGAGGAUAUCGUCAGACCUUUAGAAGUAGAAGAUCUAAAGGCAGAGACAUCUGUGACACCUCCUCCUCCUCCACGAUGGUGGAAACAGAUAAUCAGUUCUCCAUUUAAUAUAUGGCCGUUAUCGUCAUUAUCAUCGUCAACCAAGCUCGGCGGACUUGAUCGGAUAAACCAGGGUUCGUGGGAUUCGGAUGCGAAAGAUGAUUUUUCCGAUUAUGGAACCCCUCCUCCGUCUCCCGAUCCGCUUUCCAAAAAGUCGUCCGCAUUCGGUUUCUUUGCUCAGUCCUGGUCCGGAGAGAUCCUUCCAGAGCAUUACGAGAUCUGUUUCAAUUUCAUCCGUCACCUCUUUGACCUGUUUGUCGUCGGCUUCCUUUGGACAGUGUCCCCUCCCACCAAGUUUGUCUUGGACGUCCUGGGCGUCCAGGGAGCGCUGAAGCUCUGGCUCCACGGCAUGGCCAUGUUUCUGGUGUCCUCUGUAGGAAUGGCCGGCCUGCUGUGGUUGGUUCAGGAGUACCUGGCUCAGUUUGCUCUGGUCUAUGGCAUCAUCCAGGCGGUGGUCAUUUCAGUCAGCGUGCGGCAGAGCGUGAUAUUGGGGACUGAAGAUGAAGGAGAAGACGCGAAAGAAGAAGAGGGCAGCGAGGAAGAAUCGGAGGAUGCUUUGGCGCUGACUCAAAGCAGUUGCGCUGCCAACUGGAGUAUCAAUGCAUCUUGAAGGUCUUUGGGGCCGUGAGGAGACACAUUACGUAAACAGACCACUCGAGACUCGAGCACAAAGCCAGUAGACGAGCCAAAACCUCUGCGAUUAAGUCGUGAUGAAGAUGUUACACUCUUACCAGCACUCUUAUCAGCAAUUUAGUUUUGUCUUUUUAAAUGAUACAGCCUGAAGGAGACUCUAUUUCCAUUUACAAUCAUUUAAAAACAAAAAAAUAAUAAGUUUAGAGACAGAGCUGUGCAUUCAGAGCCGAAGACAACGAAUCAUCAGCAUCAAAGUCGCCAGUGAGAUUUUUUUCCAGAACGCACUGUGAAGGCACUUUUUAACGGAUCGCACGGAUGGAAAAAAGAAAGAAAGAGAUGAUCCUGCUGUGAUUAUUUAACUUCAGAAAGCCGCACAGCUGACGGUGUUUUAAACUAAAGAAAGCUGGGUGAGAUUCGAUUCGAACCUCAAGCAGCUUCAGCGCUCGUAUCGGCACCAGCUCUUCGUUACUGUUUUUGUUUUUAAAGACUUUGCUCAACUCCAGGCUUUACUACACUCCAUUUGCAGUAUUCUUAUUACACUACAUUUGUAUUUAGAGCAAAAGGUGAAUGAUAUUCUCUGUGAUUUUUAUGUGUACUUACUGUACAGAGCACAUCCAUAAUAAUCCUGGAGGUUUUUUGGUUUUGUUUGUUUGUUUAAGGGGUACUUGGGAACAUGGUCAGGUCAGUAGACCUGAUAAAGACUUGCUUUGGACUUUAUGGUACACACUGGCCUGGACGCGGCUGCAUUAUUAGAUUGCUUUAUUCUCAUGACACUUUCCACUAUUAUAUAUAUAUUACGUUUUAUUUAAUGUGUCUGUUUAUCAGUGGCAUUUUUUUGGUUUGUUUUAUUGUUAUUAUUUUUUUUACAUUAAGUGGCUGUUUUAAGAAUAUUCACUGUUUGUUCUUGUACAAUACUCCAGUUUUGUUUCGUUGCCAUGUUUCACACUAACACCAUGUUGCAAUAGUUUUAGAUCUCUUUCUUACAAACUUUAAUUUUCUUUCUU
Clarias gariepinus (North African catfish) is the source of this 2599-nucleotide messenger RNA. It is a transcript of the gene c28h6orf47, whose product is annotated as chromosome 28 C6orf47 homolog. Lineage: Eukaryota; Metazoa; Chordata; Actinopteri; Siluriformes; Clariidae. The transcript is spliced from 2 exons. The coding region runs from base 661 to 1572 and encodes 303 amino acids. The record is from RefSeq and is a predicted model, not a curated record.